Messenger RNA from Solea solea (common sole), 5317 nucleotides. RefSeq names its product terminal nucleotidyltransferase 5C (gene tent5c). The record is from RefSeq and is a predicted model, not a curated record. The transcript has 2 exons. Gene Ontology annotation, molecular function: poly(A) RNA polymerase activity; RNA binding. Lineage: Eukaryota; Metazoa; Chordata; Actinopteri; Pleuronectiformes; Soleidae. The coding region runs from base 242 to 1393 and encodes 383 amino acids. Gene Ontology annotation, biological process: mRNA stabilization.
GCGGCUGUAUAUAAACAGGUGUGCCCUCAGCGGUUUCAGUGGUUCAAACACUGACUUGUUUGGUGUCGUGCUGUGACCGUGUCUUCUCCUCUUUCUCUCUCGCUGGUUCUGGAUUAUGUGGAGGAGUCGGAACGAAUGACAAGUUAACACAAGUCUUCUUUCCCGGACUUUGAAGACUUUCUCAGAGCUGCUCGCCUUUUUUUUCUAUUUGGGGAAAACUUGAUCAGAAUCUUGUGAGAAGAUGGAAAACAAAGAGGAAUCAAAAAGUAGCUCAGUCAGCGUCUUGUCCUGGGAGCAGGUGAGCCGGCUGAACGAAGUCCUGACCGAUGUCGUGCCUGUUCAUGGACGAGGAAACUUCCCUACCUUAGAGGUGCGACUCAAAGACAUUGUUGCUUGGGUGCGCGCUCGCCUGGAGCUGAGUGGCAUCAGAGUAAAGGACAUCCGCCUCAAUGGCUCCACAGCCAGCCACGUGCUGGUGCAGGACAUCGGCUGGAGCUACAAAGACCUGGACGUCAUCUUCAGGGUGGACCUGCCGCAUGAGACGGAGUUUAGGGUCAUUAAGGAGGUGGUGCUCGGUACCCUGCUGGACUUUCUGCCCGAGUGUGUGAACAAAGAGAAAAUUACACCCAUGACUCUCAAAGAGGCGUAUGUCCAGAAGCUGGUCAAGGUCAAUACGGAGCAGGACCGCUGGAGCCUCAUCUCCCUCUCCAACAACAACGGCCGCAACGUGGAGCUAAAGUUUGUGGACUCAAUACGACGGCAGUUCGAGUUCAGCGUAGACUCUUUUCAGAUCGUGCUGGACUCCAUGCUUUCCUACUACGACCUCGCACAAGCUCCCAUGUCGCAGGCCUUUCAUCCUACUGUGAACGGGGAGAGUGUGUACGGGGACUUCAAGGUGGCACUGGGCCACCUGCGGAACAAGCUCAUCGCCACCAAGCGGCCCGAGGAGAUCCGCGGUGGCGGCCUGCUGAAGUACUGCAACCUGCUGGUGCGGGACUUUCGGCCCGCCAGUGAGGAGGAGUUCAAGGGCCUUGAGCGGUACAUGUGCUCGCGCUUCUUCAUCGACUUCCCCGACAUCGGCGAGCAGCAGCGCAAGGUGGAGGCCUACCUGCAGAGCCACUUCAUCGGCGAGGAGAAGAGCAAGUACGACUACCUCAUGAUCCUGCGACGGGUGAUCAAUGAAAGCACGGUGUGCCUCAUGGGCCACGAGCGGCGACAGACUCUCCACCUCAUCUCGCUGAUGGCCUUCCGGGUGCUGGCGGAGCAGAACGCCAUCCCAGACGCGUCCUGCGUCACCUGCUACUAUCAGCCGGCGCCUUACGUCCGAGACCAGAACUUCAGCAACUACUAUGUGGCUUACCAGAACAUUCCAACAUGGCUGCCGUGUAACUGACAAAACAAACAAAGGGAAAGGAUGUAGAGAAGGGCACUGCCGCUGCUUCUGAGCAGAGAGAAAAAGAAAAACUCAAAAAAAAGAAAAAAAUUAUAGAGGCAAUAAAUGCUACGUUUCUCUCAAGGCACAAUUAUAUUUAAGUGGACAAGUGUUUUGCUUUGUUUUUGCGAUCCUUUCUCAUUCCUUAUCUACAGAGGCUUCUGGGUCAUUGAAUAGAAAGCGAUAUUUUUAAGUGUUAUUUAGAUUUCUUUCUCAUGUUUGGUUGUUUUCCCUGUUUAUUAAGCUUAUUCUUAAUGGGAGUUCUGUUUUGUGCCUUGACCUCCAGGUUUACACCCCCACUAAUUUAAGUAUGGGCUGUUUUUUGUGAAAAGGAAAUUAAAAAAAAAAAGAAAGAAAAGUUAAAGCCUGGAUUUGGUGUAUAAAAAUUAAAUAAAUCAUGAAAAGGCAGAAAAAAAAUUUAAAUAAUGAAAAAUACUGUUAUUGUGGAAGGGAUAAUGUAAAAUAUUUCAGCCCAGUUUAAAAAAAAAAAAGAAAAGCAGAGCACUGGUGUUAAAAACAUUUAGGUCACUUGGAGACAGAUGAAAGGUGGCACAUGAAUAACUUUUGGUCACAUCAUACAAAGAAGGGGAAGUGAGAAGAACUGAUUAGUUUUAAUUCGUUUUGACAUGUAAAUACCCCUCACAGAGACGCGUGCUCUCCCUGAUAUCCUGACAGUGCCUGUAAAUUGUGUAUUUUUUUAAUUUUUCCACUGUGAAUGUCGGUAUAAAGACGCGCUCCCCACCUCCUCCGUCUUUAUCCGGUUUACUGGGUCUCGACUCGGGCUUUUUUGAGUGGAAAUGUGCAGUUCAAGCCUCAGAUAUGGACAUAGACUCUUGUGGGUCCGAUGAGAUUUAUGCCUCCCACCCUCUCCCUGUUUAAACCCCUGCAGAUGUCCCAGUCCUCUGGCUAUUGCAGGACGGGUCUGCGUGACUUUAUUUUUCUCCUCGCUCCAGGCUGCCCUGGUUGCCUGGAGCAGCGAGAGCUGGCUGGGAGUCCUGGAGUGUCGGGCCGCCUGGCUGUCCCUCGCCUUAAAAGGAGCAGCACAUGGUGGGGACCGCAGGGUCGUCCCUCACAACCAUUGCAGGCUCGGCAGCGGCCCUGAAAUGGGAUCCUCCUCUGACGCAGCUUUCAAACUACAGGCUGUCUAUAAUUAUCCUCUUUUCUGUGUUUUUUUUUUUUUUACUGUUUUUCCUGGGGGAGGUUCCGUCAGAGAAGGGAACCAGGCAUGGGUGUGCGAGCAGCAGCAGUAGUAUCCCUGCCACUGUGUGCAUGCGGAGGCAGAACCACUUCCCGUCCUCCCCUUUCUAGUGCCUGCUGGGACCACGCAGUGUUUGAACCCCUUUUGUGGUCAUGGGGAGGACGCCGCACCGUUCCACUGGUAUGUUUAGAGAUACACAAGCAUGUCUGCUGGAGUGAGGGAUACCACCCCCCCCUUUUUUUUUCUUUUUGGACUAGGAGUUUGAUUUACAGAACUGUCAUGAGCCACAAGGCCAAACCUCACCUCCCACCUCCCCAUCUUAUGAAUUUCUAUUUCUAGCCAAACCUAUUAUUAGCUGUGAAUUUUGCAGUGUGGCAACGACUGGCGUUAAAAACCUGUCACCUGCUCUUCCUCCUCCGACGUCAUAGCGUCCAGGUUUGAGGAGAGAAAAGUUCUCAAACUUCUUCUACAAGUGGCAGCUGCUGUGCGUCAGAGAUCCCCCUCCCCACUGUCCCACCCCCCUCACUCUCUGCCUGUCAGUUCCUCCGAGGGCAUAUUCCUCUUGUGUUUUUACCAGAUAACCGGCAGCAGCACUGCCGGUUAUCUGGCGGCCUCACAGCUCCGAGCUGGUAGUUGGAGAAGUGGUCAGAGAGGACGGGUCACCUCGGCCUCCCCCUGCAGGUCACGCCCAGGGCAGGGGCACAAUGUGCCGACUCAGCUGCUGAGCUUUGGUACAGGAACUGUUGUUUUUCUUUUGUUAACAUGUGAAGUGCCACACUUUUUUUUUUCUUCUUCUUUUUUUGUCUCACUCUGGACCAAAGACUGCUUUAUAACCAGCAACUGAUAAAACCAAGUGCCUUUCACCUUUUUUUGGAGAGCGGUGCAAGUUUUUAAUUUUUGUGGUUUCUUUUCAGCCCCUUUAAAGCCCAUGAUAUUACAGAAAAUUUUGGUUUGGCAGCAAAAUUAGUAAUUUAAAUACUUUUUUUUCCCCGUCAUUCCCGUAAAGUCUUUACAGCCGUUUUGUUUUCAAGUUUUGCCGUCGCCGGCAGCUAUGUUGAUUAUUUGACUGCCUGCUGCAACACAAACCACACUAUACAUUUUGAUUUAUCUCCCCUCUCAAACCAAACCAAAGCAAUAGCUGAAGUGCACUGACGAGCCACACUGUGGCGCCGUAGCUGGACGUCUCUCAGCGGUGGAGACGUCGGCACUAACAGAAAGCUUUUUUUUUUUUAACAGAGGCCUUGUUAUACUUCAAACCCCAGCCACCUGAGAGGAAUGUCUUUGUAGUGUUGACGUUGUGAGGAAGAUGCGCUGGCUCUCAGGGACAUAACUGUGUGUGUGACAGCUUUGGUUUGUCCCCCCUGUUUUUGUUACGGGAGCGUGAAUCUCGAAUCUCUCCCUGACGUUGUGACAACGCCUCCUCCUAACACUCACUUUUUUUUUCUUUUUUUUUUUGUUUGAUAGCUGGUAAUUCUGACUGCUCUACGCUGAAGGUUCUAAUCGUGGUAAAUGAGACGAGCUUGCUCGCACAUUUCGGGUCGUACGCUGUGCCAAACCCAGGGGGCGGACACAUUUAUUGAUCAUCAACGCAGAAUCUCUCAAUCCCAGUUUUCAUUAUCUUCUAACUAAGUGAUGAUCAAUUAGAUUCCUGUGACGUGAACGUCGGGAGGAGUAGGUGUGUCUUGACAUUCGAUGUUGAUCACAGCCUGGAAUGUUAAACUGUCAAUCAUGGCUCUUUGUGUGUGUUUUUGUUUUUGUGCGUUUGUGUCGACAUCCACGCUAAAUUCACGUGUUUACGGUUAUUGUGACUUUUUUUUUCGUCCCGUUUUUAUCCUGAUGCCUUAAAACGUGUUUAAUGAGAUUGUGACCUUCCUCGUGCAGCAGGGGUCGUACUAAAUCACUUAGUCAGUGUUGACGUGCGUCUGAUGUAUGAAUUUUUCUUUUGUGGAGGAUGUACAAAAAAAUGAAGGACUUUUUUCUUUUUUUGAUGAAACCCGCUUUUUUUCUGCUGUAAAUUUGUCAGUGUUAUUUGAUCCGUUUGCUUCUCGCUCACCUCGCCUUUAGGUCGGUCGUCCCACGUGUUUGGGACUUUGUUUAUUAAUUAGUGCAGCGUGUUUUUGUUUUUGUUGUGUUGUGUUUUUUUUUUUCUUUUGUUUAUUUUUUACUGAAAACACCUGUAAAUGGGAGUCUUUACUCGGGGGUGCAGUGCAGAGAAAGCUGUGGAUGAGUGAUCUUCAGUGGUGACUCUGGUCUAAAAGUCUUACAUCAUAGGAAUGUGUUGGAGGAAGUUCUCCUGCAGUUUCUACAUGAAGUCUUUUCUUUUCUUAUUUGCAGCAGAUUUGUAUUUAGGUUCAUGUGUGGAGGGCGUGUGUGCGUUUGGUUUGCAUGUGUGUAUGAUAUGAUGACGGGGGACAUUUGCAAGUUAAAGAGAGAGAAGAAGAGAAAAGUGGGGAAGGUAUGGACAUUUUGUGGCACUAUAUGCAUAUAUUUUUUUUGAAAUAGUUAAUGAGAGGAAGCUUUUUUGUCGGCUUUGUUGUGAUUGUGACGAUGACUUUCGAUGGUUGCAUCCAUUAUACUAUUUCAUUUAUCAGCACUUUUACCUCACUUGAGUUUUUCCCUUCGAAUGGAGAUGUUGGUGUACAAUGUGUUUGAAGAGAAAAUGAUGAAUAAAGAGUAUAAAAUGCAAA